This is a messenger RNA of Prunus armeniaca (apricot), 654 nucleotides long. The record is from the annotation of a GenBank genome assembly. NCBI's taxonomy places the organism in Eukaryota, Viridiplantae, Streptophyta, Magnoliopsida, Rosales, Rosaceae.
AUGAAUUGGAACGUCUUACGACCCGAAUAUGCGGCAUGGCAACCCGAAUGGACCGUGGAAGAUAUCCGGUUGACAUUUCUCAAAUGUACAAGAUGGCAGGUGGAGGAAACCUUGGAUCCGAUCAAUUGCCCUUACCACUACUUCUGUGACAGUGUUUACCCAGGAAACUACUCUCCUGCUGUGGAUUUUCUGCUUCUUUUCUUUGCAGCAGCUUCAUACUUGGCAACCCUGGUCUUUAUGGUGAUGCACAUAUCGGGUAGAGGUCAAAGUUUUAGUCAGUCAAAAAGAUACUUGCUACCUUCCGGUCCAAUUGCUCUUCCACUGAUCAUCUUGGCCUUAGCCAAGGGCCACCGGAUAAACUCUGCUUUUCCUCUCUCAUGCACCGGUCCAGCAAUCCUCCUGCUGGUUCUGGUAUCUGCUCUAACCUUCGACAAUGGAGCAGAAACAGACAUCAAGUAUGUGCUUUUUGAGACAUCAACCGUCUCUGGAAUUUUGCAUGCAAGCAUAUACUUGGAUUCUGUCAUCUUACCCUACUAUACUGGUUUUGACGCUCUAGGGAUGGUCAUUGACCACUUUUUUGGUUGUGGGCACCCUGUGUUGGAGGAUUAUAUGCCGGCUUGGGGGAACAAAAAGAGGAAAGUUCAUACUGAUUAG